This is a messenger RNA of Saitoella complicata NRRL Y-17804, 2173 nucleotides long. RefSeq lists its product as uncharacterized. The coding region runs from base 34 to 1677 and encodes 547 amino acids. The transcript has a single exon. The record is from RefSeq and is a predicted model, not a curated record. Lineage: Eukaryota; Fungi; Ascomycota; Saitoellomycetes; Saitoellales; Saitoellaceae.
ACGUACACCCAAGUAGAAACCUGACAAACCACCAUGGCCGUCGUAAAGGUAUCGCCGGCAGAACAGAAGCUGUCCGCUUCAGAUAUCACGUCGUCCUCCUCGGACUGGGUCUACGAUGCACACGAUACUCCUUCACCCGCACCGGAUCGUCGCAGUGCCAAUCCCAGUCCCCGUCCUAGGACUAUCGCCAGAUCACAGCCAAGUACACAGCCGACGCCAACGCCAAUUGCAACUCACGCACCAGUGGCAGCACCGAAGAAAGAUGUCCACAAACCCGCCAUCCUCGAAAAACUCCUCGAAGUCCCCCUCUCCCUCCUCCGCCUCCUAACCUCCCUCAUCGCCCUCUUCACAACCCUCCUCGCCCUCCUCGCCUCGCCCCUCGGGUUCAUCCUCCUCCUCGCCGCGACACCAUUCCUCGUCCCCACCCUUCUCCGCCUCAUCCUCCGUUCCGCUUCCGAAACGGCUCGAGAACUGUUUGGGGUUGAGUCGUUUGCGAAACUGAUAUCCGUCCCGUUGUUGCCCGUGAUUCCGACGUGGGUUGCGGGUGUGCGGGGGAAUAUGACGGCGGUGAGGGAAAGGGUGUUACCGGUUAUGUGUCGCAUUCCGGGUGUAUCGAUCCUCGCAUCCGACAUCUGCGUGAACUACACCGCAGCAUCAUCGUCUCCCUCCAACAAGAGUCCCUUGGGCGCAGACUUCCCAGCCCUCAUCGACCUCCAACUCAAAUCCUUCUCCUCCCUCCUCACCCCCUUCCGGUCCCCGCCCUCUCCCUCCUCUGCCGAACUCACCGACACAUCGUCCGACGCCCUCGCAUCCCACCUCCAACAAACCCAAUCCGCAGCCUCCGAUCUCCGGACACUCAUCAAACUCUCCUCCCUCGCCUCAAAAGAGGCUCUCGACCAAACUCUUGAGGAGUUCGCUAUUGGUGCCGGAUGCGCUGCGCGGGAGAUCCGAAGGCUGGGGGCGAGGGUCGGGGGCGCUGUGGAUGGGGCAAGAGCGGUCAAUGGGUGGGCUAUGGGUGCGUUGCUCGCAUUACCGCCUCCGCAAGAGGAUUCGCUGGCUGGAAAACUCAAAAAUGCGCUCUCACUGCGCAACCCUGCUGAUGUCAGCCGCACCCAAGUCGCCCGAAUCUUCGCGGCAAGCAUGUCGGCCCUCGAAUCCUCCCUCCACGAAUGCAUCACCCAAUCUCACACAACCCUCUCCACGCUCGACCACCUCGAAUCCACGCUCCAAACCCUCCACACCCUCCUCCACACCUCCAAAUCCCACAUCAACUCUGCCCGCGCCGACAUCCUCUCCGAUCUCUGGACCUACCUCGGUUCCCGCACGGCGCGUGUCCAGCUCCUCCGUCACCGGGAACAUCUGGAGCUACUACAAACAGUGGAAGUACAGAGACGGGUGGCCAAGGGGCAUAUUCUUGAAGUGUUGGGGGAGUUGGAGGAGUUUGAGGCGGGGUUGCAGGUGCUCAGGGAACGGGUUGCGAGGCCGGUUGUGAUUGGGGAGGGAGGCCCGGAGGGGGGUGAGGUCGUGCCGGUUGAGGUUCACGUUGCGAGUAUUCAGAUGGGGAUUGAAAGGUUGGCGGAGAGUAGGGUUGUUGGUGGGAGGAGGGGUAGGGUUGUGGAGGGGGAGAGGGAGGGAGUUAGGGUGGUGAGGAUUACGGGGGAUGAGGAGGUGGAGUGAUUUAGUCUUUGGGUCUUUUUUGAUAUUUGGUUAUGGCCCGGGGUGUCGAACGCAGUCCAGCGUGUAGCCAGAUACCUUUGCACUGCCACACGUUUGCACUGCCACACGUCCUUGAGCACGUGCACUCCCCCCCGGAAUCUCCCGGGACCGUCUCGGUUAGCGACCUCGCUUAGCGCGCUUGUUUAGGCGAACCACCCGAGACAAGCGAUAACAUGCGAUUGUGCUGAGAUGAGCGAAUGAGAGGGAGAUGCUCUGUGGAGAAGCGAUCGUGCGGUGACCGUAGGGGCUGAGCAAUCUACAGAUCAGCUGGCGGUGCGCUGCGAUAUAAAGCCCAUGGGGUUCCCGGCUUGAUGGCUCGUCACACGGACUCUCAACCCUUCCCUCGCUACCAUGAAGUUCACCGGCUCCGCCCUCGCUCUCGCCUCAAUCCUCCUCGGCACCUCCUCCGCCUCUCUAAACCCUAACCCUAAAUAGGUUGAUACUUUUGAGCUCAGUG